Molecule: messenger RNA, 1041 nt
Organism: Cordyceps fumosorosea ARSEF 2679
Lineage: Eukaryota; Fungi; Ascomycota; Sordariomycetes; Hypocreales; Cordycipitaceae
Product: Oxoglutarate/iron-dependent oxygenase
Exons: 5
Coding region: 1-1041 (346 amino acids)
Molecular function (GO): dioxygenase activity
Source: RefSeq, a predicted model, not a curated record
AUGGCGCAGUCUGGCAUCCCUAUCAUCGACAUCAACUCGGCCGACGAGGCCACCAUUGGCAAGCAGCUCGUCGACGCCGCCGAGGAGCAUGGCUUCAUCUACAUACGAAAUCUCGGGCAAGACAUUUCCGUUGAACAAGUCGACGAAGCGUUUGAAUUGUCGAGGAGGCUGUUUGACGCCCCAAUAGAGGAAAAGGUCGCUUGCGCCAUACAGACGAACAACCGUGGAUGGGGCGGACUUCACUCUGAAACACUGGAUCCUAGGACACAGAAAAUUGGAGACUUCAAAGAAGUAUUCAACAUUGGGCUCUUCAAAAAGGGCCAGCCCCAGCAGCCGCUCCCUCCCGCCAUCGUCCCUGACCAGGCCCGUCUCGAAGCCUUCCGCGACGUCUGCACCGCGAUGUGCACCAAGCUCCUUCGCCUCAUCGGCAACGGUCUCGGCGUCGGCGACUUCUUCGCCCAAGCACACGAGAUCAAACCCGGCGAUGAAUGCGACACCAUCUUGCGGCUGCUUCGCUACCCUCCUCCAUCCUCUCCCUCCUCCUCCCCCUCCCCAGCCGACGCCGUCCGCGCCGGCGCGCACUCCGACUACGGCUCCAUCACGCUGCUUUUCCGUCUCCGCGGGCAAGCCGGCCUCGAAGUGCAAACCACCGCCGAAAACACCUGGGCGCCGGUCCCCGUGCAGCCGCCCGGCACGGAGCGCGACCCCGCGCCGCCCAUCCUCGUCAACGUCGGCGAUCUGCUGUCUUAUUGGACCAACGGCCUGCUGCGGAGCACGGUGCACCGCGUCGUGUUCGGCGGCAGCGGGGUCGUGGAAGGCGAGAGCGCGACGGACCCGCGGUACUCCAUCGCCUUCUUCUCCAGCCCAUCGCCAAGCACGGAGCUGGGCGUCGUGCCGAGCGAGCGCGUCAGGAACUUUGUGCCGCGAGGCGGCGACGGCGGAAACCCGUACGCGCAGCGCAAGGUGAUGCGCGCGGACGAACAUCUACGGAUGAGACUGGCGGAGACGUACGGAGACUUGUACAAGAAGAACGAAUCAUAA